This is a messenger RNA of Lymnaea stagnalis (great pond snail), 1140 nucleotides long. The record is from the annotation of a GenBank genome assembly. NCBI's taxonomy places the organism in Eukaryota, Metazoa, Mollusca, Gastropoda, Lymnaeidae.
CGAUGCUGGUUCAUAUGUGUGUGCUGCAAGUAAUUCAUUGGGGUCAACCAACAGUGAUCCUGUAACUGUCACAGUAACAAGUAAGUCUGUAAUAGUUAAUAAAAUUACAUUUUGUUUGAUUCAAUAAUAUGACUUUUAAAAUGUGUCAGUGUCAGCCAAUAAAUAAAUAUUCAGACAAUUAAAGGACAUGAGUAUAUAGUGCAAGUGAAUAAAUUUAAUUUUCAGGGAAAAAAAUAUGAUUGGUGAGCAAAUAAAGUGUAUUAAAAUAUUGUAUAAUUCUGUAGAUGUUCCAGUGAUUAGCACACCCAAUGCCACCAUCAAUGCUAAUGAAAACCAACAAGUGACCUUGACAUGCCAAGUGACACCACUAAAUUCUCUAACUGACCUGUACUGGACCAAGGAUGGCCAACGGCUAAGCACCACCAAUGCAGCAAAGUAUUCAGGAGGUACCAGUGCAGUGCCAAGCUUGACCAUCUACUCAUUGAGCCCAUCAGAUGGUGGAGCUUAUGUCUGUGUGGCUACCAAUCAGUUUGGAACUACACCAAGUGGAAAUGUUACACUUAAUCUCCAAUGUAAGAAGACUGUUAUAUUAAUAUGAUUUAGUAUUAGCUGGCUCUUCAGAAUGUUAAUAUAUCUAAAGUAGAUUAAGCAUACAAGUAUAGAAAUCCAAUAGAAAAGACUGUGAAAAUAAAGGUUGAUAUUAUUAACAUAACUUCAAAAAUGAUACUGCAUUAGUAUUUUUUUUUAAAAGUCAAAUUAUAUUUUAUACCUAUAUACAUUUAAUUUAAAAUAAUUUAUUUAGAAACAUUAGUCCAAAAUUUGAACUUUUCAGAAAAAAAAUUAAUUAAAUAUACAAUUUGGAAUAAGAUUUGAGUCCAUUAUGUAUGAAUUUACUAUUAAAGAUGAUUUCUUUUAGUUGUUUUCCAAAUGUGAUCAAGUAAUAAAUCUAAACACAUUUGUUCUUUUAUUUCUCAGAUGUUCCCAGACUGACAGUAACCAAUGCUACAGUCACAAGCAGUCCAGGUGACACCAUCAUCCUUACAUGUAAUGUAAAUGCAAAUCCUAACAUUACGAGUUUCUCUUGGACAAAGUCAGGGGUGACAAUCAGCUCAAGCUCCAACCCUACCAAAUAUUCAGGAG